AUGGAGAGAACUUUAGCGAUUAUAAAACCAGACGGAUUACUUGGUAACUACACUGAUGACAUCAAGAAAACAAUUAUAGAAUAUGGUUCCAGCAUUUUUAAAGAAAAGAUUGUUCAACUUGAUGAGGCCACUGUAGAACAGUUUUAUGCUCAGCACUCUUCAAAAAGUUUCUUUUCCAGACUUAUAAAAUACAUGACAAGUGGACCAGUGUUGGUCAUGGUUUUGGAGAAGGAUAAUGCUAUUGCUGAUUGGCGCGCUUUAAUGGGCCCUACUGAUGCCAGCAAGGCUAAGAUUACUCACCCUCACAGUAUCAGAGCAAAAUGUGGAUUGGAUAUAGAAAGGAAUUGUGUUCAUGGUUCAGACUCUCUCAAAUCUGCACAAAGAGAGAUUCCAUUUUUCUUCAAGGAGCUGUCCUCAGGUCAAUAA
This is a messenger RNA of Sphenostylis stenocarpa, 426 nucleotides long. The record is from the annotation of a GenBank genome assembly. Lineage: Eukaryota; Viridiplantae; Streptophyta; Magnoliopsida; Fabales; Fabaceae.